This is a messenger RNA of Suillus subalutaceus, 606 nucleotides long. Its product is annotated as mitochondrial inner membrane protein. Gene Ontology annotation, biological process: tricarboxylic acid cycle; mitochondrial electron transport, succinate to ubiquinone. The record is from RefSeq and is a predicted model, not a curated record. Gene Ontology annotation, cellular component: membrane; mitochondrial envelope. Lineage: Eukaryota; Fungi; Basidiomycota; Agaricomycetes; Boletales; Suillaceae. Gene Ontology annotation, molecular function: heme binding; ubiquinone binding. The transcript is spliced from 3 exons. The coding region runs from base 1 to 606 and encodes 201 amino acids.
AUGGCUUCGUCCAUGAUCCUUCGCUCCACGCUACCCAGAACCUUUGCUUCCGCAACUGGACGUAAUUCCCUGCGAUCCGCGUUGCAAGGUAGAACCUUAUUCCUCAUACGUGGAUCAAGCUUACCUGCGUUUGAAAGUGAGAGCGGCAAGCUCGACUACGCAGUAUGUACCAGGCGGACGUACGGCUUAGGAACUCUGUUUGAUACCAGGAAAACUCACUCAUGUUCCACAGCUAUCUUGAAGGGCACGGUCAACGAUCCUACGGAGUUCCCUCCUCCAUCAAGAACGCAUGGCUCGUAUCACUGGGCAUUUGAACGCGUUCUUGCUGCCUCCCUUGUUCCCAUGACCGCAGCCGCUUUUGUGACCUCUGGGUCAUCUUACCCCGUCUUCGAUGGACUGCUUGGUCUCAGCUUGGUGAUGCACUCUCAUAUUGGGUUUGACUCGAUGAUUGUGGACUAUGUGCACAAACGCAAAUUCCCUGUCCUUAGCCCUAUCCUGACCUGGACACUGAGAUCGGCCACGGUCGGUGUGCUCGUUGGCGUCUAUCAGUUCAACACAAACGACAUUGGCUUGACGGAGUUGAUUGCGAAGGUCUGGACAGCAUAA